GGAAUUAAAUCGAGAGAACCGGUUCUAGGGAUUCUCCUUAUAUCUCUGGCGCCUGAUUUUCUUGGCGCCUUAUUUUCUUAAUCUUCACACAUUUUCCUUUCGUCAUCUUCUUUGAUCUCAUUCUAUUUUUCUCAUCGUCUUCGUUUCGAUUACAAGUUUCAGAAUCAGAUCCGUGCCAUAGGAUCGAUUUUAAGAUUGAGGUAUUUUUCUUCUUCAGAUAAUACGAAUCUUCGUUUCUAAGUAGAUUACCCUUCCCAACCGAUCGAUUGUUUCGCUAUAAGCUUUAAUCUGGAACUUUAGUGUUAGUAUUUGAAGCGAAUCGAUUUGAGUUUAGAGCGUUUUUUAUCUAGGAUUUUGAGAUGAAGCGGCAGAGGAAAUCGAAAGGUGUAUCGUGGACUCAUGGAGUUGAUCUUUGUCGGGACUGUCCUUCAAAAGCUGGCCUGAAAUCUUCAGAUUAUCUCGAAGCAGAAACUCCCAGGAUGUUGCAUCCUUAUACUGCCGAAUUUAACGAUUGCCCUCCUGGAUUUGAGGUUACUCCUUCGGGAACCCAAUUAGCUAAUUUGUCCAGCAUCUCUUUGAUUAAGUGGAGAUGCCCUCUUAAGUUUGUUAUGGAUUGCAACUGGUGUGUGACAGCAGGAGAGGAAAGUAUAGAGGUAGAAUCUCAAAAAUUGAGGGAGAUGAGAUUUCUUGAAGUAGUUAAUCCCCGAGUGUCUGCUAUUCCUUCAGGUGCUUCCGUAUCUACUGAUAUUGAGGAUGAAGUUUAUGAUGAUAGCUUCACUCCUCUUGUCCCUAUCAUUCCGAUCGAGGAAGACGAGUGCGAAGAUUUAGAGCCAGAUUCAGCUGCUGUAGGAAACCUCUGUACUACCUCAAUGCCUGUUACAGCUUCUAACAUUCAGUUGGAACCUGCAAUACUCGUACGUACAAUUGAUACGUCUGCAGGUGAAAAGCCUACUGAGAAGUUACCUGAUGUUGGUAUGGAUGUAGCUGCUGUUGCAUCUACUGCAUUGACGGUAUUAAUGAAAAGCAUGGAGCAGGGAAGCAUGAUCAACACCAAUUUGCUUAUUAAAAUUUUCAGUGACCCAAAAAUGAUCCAGAAUUUGGCGAACAUUCCCCCAGUAUCUGAAGCAGUAUCAGGGAGUACACCCCUGGCUACUGCUGCACCAAUAUCUUUGUCGAAGCCAGUGAUCAAACCUUCCUUGUCUUUCCCAAAAUCUGAUCUGAUACCAAAGCUCCCAAAUGGAAGCUUAUUUAGAGUGUCGAAUGGAUUCCCAUCCAAGGUAGCCACUGCUCUUCCUCAGAUUAGUAUCAUUCCUACAUCUGAUGUAAAUCUAGCCCCAGUCCCCAGCCACAUGCCAGUUCCAGAUCCCAACAAGGUAAAAAUUAUGGUACGGAAUUCCAAGAACUGUUCUAAAAUAGGUGCAAUUCCCGCUCAAGCGAACAUUGCACCGGUAUGUUCAGUAAGAAAUGGUCAGCAAUGCAAGGAUCUUAACUAUUGUAAGAACUUGGUGAGACAACAUGGAAACCAGAGGAAUAGUAAGGAACAGAAACCUGGACAAGAUGGAAAUAAUCACCAUCAUCGUAUUCUGAAAAGGGUACAUGAGAUGAAUGCAGAAAACUUGAGACCCAAGAUUGGGAAACAAUGCAGUUACUUUGAUACCCCAAAAGGGUGUAGAAAUGGCGUUAAUUGCCAAUUCAAACAUGAUGACACAUUUAAGAAUCAAAACGCUAAGAGAAUGAAAGUGUGUGGUGAAGUAACAGGGAUGACUUAAUUGGGUUAUGCUUCACUAUUCAGGAUUUUCAGGAUGAAUUUGAACAAGAUAUCCACGGGGGAAUUUUGAAUCUGGGGCAUGUAUUAGUGGCUGUUUGAGAUUAGCAGGGAUAAUUGGUGUUCCCUGUGUAAAUCCUUCAGCAAGAAUGUGAAUUCUUUGCAUACGAUUCUAUUUGGCAAAUAGAACAUAUUUUCCUUUUUGGUUUUAA
Molecule: messenger RNA, 1977 nt
Organism: Cucurbita maxima (winter squash)
Lineage: Eukaryota; Viridiplantae; Streptophyta; Magnoliopsida; Cucurbitales; Cucurbitaceae
Product: zinc finger CCCH domain-containing protein 6-like
Exons: 4
Coding region: 360-1769 (469 amino acids)
Molecular function (GO): metal ion binding
Source: RefSeq, a predicted model, not a curated record